CUCGCGGCCCGGGAGCGCCGGCGCGGGCGAGCGGCGGAGGCCGGCCGGGCGGCGGCCAUGGACCGCUUCGUGUGGACCAGCGGCCUCCUGGAGAUCAACGAGACCCUAGUGAUCCAGCAGCGCGGCGUGCGCAUCUACGACGGCGAGGAGAAGAUAAAAUUUGAUGCUGGGACUCUUCUGCUUAGUACACACCGACUGAUUUGGAGAGAUCAGAAAAAUCAUGAAUGCUGUAUGGCCAUUCCUUUGUCCCAAAUUGUGUUUAUUGAAGAACAGGCAGCUGGAAUUGGGAAGAGUGCCAAAAUUGUGGUUCAUCUGCAUCCAGCUCCUCCUAACAAAGAACCUGGCCCUUUCCAGAGUAGUAGGAAUUCCUACAUUAAACUCUCCUUCAAAGAACAUGGCCAGAUUGAGUUUUACAGACGUUUAUCAGAGGAAAUGACCCAGAGAAGAUGGGAAAAUAUGCCAGUUCCCCAGUCAUUACAAACCAACAGAGGACCCCAGCCAGGAAGAGUAAGAGCUGUGGGAAUUGUAGGCAUUGAGAGGAAACUGGAAGAAAAAAGAAAAGAAACAGACAAAAAUAUUUCUGAGGCCUUUGAAGACCUUAGCAAGCUAAUGAUCAAGGCUAAAGAAAUGGUGGAGUUAUCAAAAUCAAUUGCUAAUAAAAUUAAAGAGAAGCAAGGUGAUGUCACAGAAGAUGAGACCAUCAGGUUUAAGUCCUACUUGCUGAGCAUGGGGAUAGCCAACCCAGUCACCAGAGAAACCUACGGCUCAGGCACACAGUACCACAUGCAGCUGGCCAAACAGUUGGCUGGAAUAUUGCAGUCACCUCUAGAGGAACGAGGGGGAAUAAUGUCACUCACAGAGGUGUACUGUCUAGUAAACCGAGCGCGAGGAAUGGAAUUGCUCUCUCCAGAAGACUUGGUGAAUGCCUGUAAGAUGCUAGAAGCAUUGAAAUUACCUCUCAGGCUCCGAGUUUUUGAUAGUGGUGUGAUGGUAAUUGAGCUUCAGUCCCACAAGGAAGAGGAAAUGGUGGCCUCAGCCCUGGAGACAGUUUCAGAAAAGGGAUCCCUAACAUCAGAGGAGUUUGCUAAGCUCGUGGGCAUGUCUGUCCUCCUGGCCAAAGAAAGGUUGCUUCUUGCUGAGAAGAUGGGCCAUCUUUGCCGAGAUGAUUCAGUUGAAGGCUUGCGCUUUUAUCCAAAUUUAUUCAUGACACAGAGCUAAGGAUUUUGUACUUGAAAUACUUCUUGGCCCUACAUCUGUUUCAUAUAGAGGUGUUGUGACAUUAAGCAAAGAGAUAAACCCUGAUCAAACUGAGAAUUUGUUAGAAUUCUACAGUAUCAUGUAAAACUCUUUUCAUCUCUCUAAAUAUUAUGGAAACUAUUAUAGGAAACUACAGAAAAGUGAAUGUCAGUAUGGAUUUAAAAUCAUGCUAUGAUUAUUCAGAACCUUCUGAGUUUAAGUUGAAACACAGGGGGUUUAAAAUUGAUCCCCAAAGGGGAAACCACUUUAUAAAGAAGGGAAUUUAAGUCCUUGGGGAAAGAAAAAGAGAGGUUGCAUGUUUGGGCAGAUUAGAUUGUUUAUUUCCAUGUGAUUAAGAUUCACUGAAUGGUAAACAUUUCCCUCUGUGUGUGAUGUGCCCAUGGGGGGUAGGUGUCAUGGAGGAAGUCAUAGCAAUAGUGUCAUUGAAGGACCUGACAACACUGGAACCAAAUACCAAACUGCAGAAUGCCACCGAGGCUCUUCCGAAGGGCUUUCAAAGCAGCCGUAACACACCAAAUAAAACACCUUUGAAAACAGAGAGGUCCAGAGGUGUGGCUCUAAUACUUGCCUAGCAUGCAGGAGGCUUGGGUUUUGUUCCCAGCAUUUGAGGGGUAGGGGAAGAAAAAGAGAAAAUCUUAUCUGACAUAUCUAUAUACUGCAACUAAUUUCCCUUUAUUUUUUUAAGUGAUGAUUUUUCAUGGCUGGCACUUAAAGAAUGCAACUGUGUCACUUUGCUUGGAAAAUGCUGUGAAUUUAGAAAGCGAAUUAAAGAGCUGUACGGACUUGCCCAGAGUUAUGAUUACAGAUCUGAGAGGGAGAUGGCAUAGGAAUCUCCUAAGCUUAUUGUGCCAGUGAAGGGCAGAGGAAACCUUGAACCUCACAGGAACUUCAGUGCUCUUUGACCUGGAAGUCUAGAAUGGGAAGUAGAAAGUUAGGAGCUAACAUGUCUCCUCUUCCCUUCCGUAAGGGAUCUCAGCACUGAACUUUAAAAAAUAUUUCUGUGGUAUUCAGCAAUAUGUUUUUCUUUUUUAUCCUACACAUUAUAAUUUGUAUGGAGGAACUAUCUCGUAAAAAAGUAUUUCUGAUUACAAAAACUGGUGACUAUUGCCUAUAGAUCACUUGAAUUUUAAAGUAGACAGCUGGUCUCCAUUUGUUACUAUGCUACAAUGUACAGCAUAUUGGUAUUACCUCAAACUCAGGGACCCCACAGGACAAAAGGAGAUUCCCCCCCUUCCUGAGAUUGAAGUAGAAGGGUACUCAUGGAUUAGGCCACACCUCUGGAAGAGCUAGCAUUUGUACUGGAAGAACCACUGGGGGAGACAGGCUUAGUUCCACACUCUGGGAUUUCUAGUACAUUUAUAAUGGGUGAUGCGGAAGCCACUACCAAAGGCCGCAGAUGCCCUCUGGGGAAGCCAGGAUCCUCAGCCACUGACCCAGGGACCUCACCUCUUGAUUCCUCCCUGGGAAGUGGCUGUCACUGCUUUGUAUCCUAUAGUUUCAUGGGAAUGCUGUGAUCAAGGCAGCUUGCUUUAGUCUUCAUUUUCAAAACUGUCACUGGCUUUUCAUUGUGGUGACACAUCCCCUAAUUACCUCAUUGCUCAGCCUCAGGUUUAUUUAGGGGGGUAAUUCAGUGUCUGAUCACCCAAGUCUUUUAAGGGUUAGUUUGACUGUUGCGUAAGUUUAUUUGUGUGUCUUGCCUUUCUCUGGGCUGCUUUCUCUGUCCUGUCUCAUGGUUCUGGCAGACUCAGUACAAACACAGGUAAACACAUUCAUGUACACUUGACAUACGAUGUCUCACCUGGCCAAGGUUCUUAAAAAUCAAUAAAGAUAGUUGUAUAAAAGAUUGCAAUAGUUGCAAGAAAGGUUAUUGGAGAUGCUAGAUCUAGUUCUCUAAUGGUUUGGACUCAUUUC
Messenger RNA from Perognathus longimembris pacificus (Pacific pocket mouse), 3168 nucleotides. RefSeq names its product vacuolar protein sorting 36 homolog (gene Vps36). Gene Ontology annotation, biological process: protein transport to vacuole involved in ubiquitin-dependent protein catabolic process via the multivesicular body sorting pathway. Gene Ontology annotation, cellular component: ESCRT II complex; late endosome membrane. Gene Ontology annotation, molecular function: phosphatidylinositol-3-phosphate binding; ubiquitin binding. The record is from RefSeq and is a predicted model, not a curated record. NCBI's taxonomy places the organism in Eukaryota, Metazoa, Chordata, Mammalia, Rodentia, Heteromyidae. The transcript has 14 exons. Bases 58 to 1218 code for a protein of 386 amino acids.